CGGAGGAGGGAGCGCGGGGAACUCCUGAUACAGAAGUGCGGGAAACUCCAAGAACACCUCUUAAGGAAGGUGAAGUUGUCACGGUCUAAGGAUGGAUUUGUUCAUUUUGGAGACACCGUGAUGCUGCUGAGCCCAGAUAAUAACGAGCCCACGAGGGAGCUGCCCGCCGGCGUGCGCGGCAGGCUGGCCCUGGCCGUGGACCUGGACGAGAUCUCCAUGUUUUCGGCCGAAUCGCUGCCCGCUCCCUGCGGAGUCAGUGCUGCCAAGAGCACGGACCCCGUCAGUCGAAAUACUUUCUGUAUCUUAAGUGUUGAUGGAAGUGAAAUGGAUGAACCCAUUAGAUUUGGGCAAAAGUUUGUUCUUGGGACAACAGGGGGGUUUUCUGAUCGAAUGUUGUAUCUAGCAAGUGACCAUAAAUCAUUUCUGAGAUUUGCUAAAAAAUCUUACCUUCAGCAAGUAUUCUUGACAGAUGAACUUUCCUACUUGGCUCACUGGCAUGCAACAUUCCUGGAUCCACAACUGCGUCUUGAAAAUGAAGGAUUUCCAGUUCCUGCAAACUCUAAUGUUAUUAUUACUCAUUGCCAUACUAAUCGAAGCUUGGCUGUUCCAAGGAACUUUUGGAUAAGAUCUUACUUUGGCAUGGAAUAUGAAGUAGUUUGUCACACCUAUCUGAACUCCCAUAAAGCUGAAGAAGAUAAGAAUUACUGGCUAAUAGUUACAGGGAAUCCUGUUGAUGAGGAAGGCACUAUGAUUGAUAGACCCAACCCCCUCUCAGGAGGGAUCAGAAAGAACAGAGAGUUUCAUGGAGACACAGAGAAUAUAAAAAUCCCAGAGUAGAACCUACAAAUGUUGAUGAGAUUGAUUUCUGUUUACUUCUGUUCAGAUUUUAAUUCUASAAAUGCUUAUUUUAAAAACAGAAAUGAAAGCCUAGCCUAAUAUAACAAUCUUGUUAUCUCAUUAAAGUUGUAUAGUGGGCAAAGAUUGCCUAAUAAAAUUAGAGGAACCAGGCACAACAGCAAAAAUUCAUGAAUCUAGGAGUAAUCAUUUUCCCUUUUUCCAUGUACACUGAUGCCAAAAGAUGUCA
Nothoprocta perdicaria is the source of this 1084-nucleotide messenger RNA. RefSeq names its product cilia and flagella associated protein 161 (gene CFAP161). Gene Ontology annotation, cellular component: motile cilium. The transcript has 6 exons. The record is from RefSeq and is a predicted model, not a curated record. Gene Ontology annotation, biological process: cilium assembly. Bases 121 to 837 code for a protein of 238 amino acids. Lineage: Eukaryota; Metazoa; Chordata; Aves; Tinamiformes; Tinamidae.